AUGGUUGGAAGUGCUUCUUUGGGAUUCUCCGAGCUUGUGGCUAUAGGAGCUCGCGUUGAAUAUGGUGUAAGGAAUGGCAAACUGGAGGCUGUAGCUGGAACUUUAAAUGCCAAUCAAAAGAAGUUCUCUGGAGGGUUUCCCAGGAAGAAGGAAGGGGAAACAAAUGUUCAACCCAUCUAUCCCGUCCAGUACGCUCCUCAGCCGUACGUAGCCGCUGUGACGCCCGCAUUCAAUCAACAGCUUGCUCAGGAUUAUCAAGCGCCUCCAGUUUAUCGACCAGCCCCAGUUCAACAACGUGCUACGGCUCCUCCAGCUUAUCAACAAGCACCAACAGCUCCUGUUUAUCAACAACCGAGAGCUCAAGCUCCGAGGCAAAAUGCUCAGAACCAGAACAGGAGGCAAGGGGAGAGGGCGACCUUCAAUUCAAUCCCAAUGUCGUACACUGAGUUGUAUUCGUCCCUAUUGCAAAAGGGGUUGGUGGUUCCUAGACCUAUGGGACCUCCACCCGACCGUCUUCCUCCAUGGUAUAACCCUAAUGCACAUUGCCCUUUCCAUGAAGGUGCCCCCGGGCAUGACUUAGAGGGUUGUUACGCUCUAAAGCAUAGGGUUCGUGAACUGAUUGAGAGCAAGAUCUUGUCUUUUAAGGACAUGGGACCGAAUGUGAAGAACAAUCCUCUUCCUCCCCAUGGAAAUCCUGUGGUAAAUGCCAUUGAGGAUGCCUUUGUUGGUAUUGCGAUUGAUAAGGUGGAUGAUGUGAAGACUCCUUUGGCAGCAUUCCAUGCCCGAUUGGUGGAAGCUGGCCUGGUUAAUGUUGAUCAUGACAAUUGUGAAGAGUGUGCCACACACCCAAGAGGAUGUCAGGUGGUACGAGACAAUAUCCAAAACUUGAUGGAUGAAGGAGUGCUUCAAAUCUCAAGUUUCGCAAAGAGCGAAGACGUGUUGGUAAUUGAACCUUGCUUCAAUCUACCUGAACCAGUUGAAAUCCCAUAUUAUAGUGGUGGAGUGGUUCCUGAGAGUAGUAAGCUUUCGCCUGUGGAAAUAUGUAUGCCCACGCCUUUUCCCUACGAGAGCACCAAGAUUGUGCCUUGGAAAUAUGAGAUUACCGCUGUGGAUAAGGUUGUUGAAGGAAAUGCAGACGUCGAAGUGACAGAAUCUGUAAGUGAAGACGUCACCAAUAUUGCAGGAAUGAGCAGGAUGACCCAUAGUGGUCGAAUCUAUACGCCUGAAUUCAAUGUGACUCCUCAAGGGUCGGCCAAGGAAUCAACAGUUGUAGCCCCUACUAAAGAACCCGAAGUGGUUCAAUCCGAAGAUACUGUUGAUCAAGAAAAGUGA
Messenger RNA from Lathyrus oleraceus (garden pea), 1332 nucleotides. RefSeq lists its product as uncharacterized. Lineage: Eukaryota; Viridiplantae; Streptophyta; Magnoliopsida; Fabales; Fabaceae. The transcript is spliced from 2 exons. The record is from RefSeq and is a predicted model, not a curated record. The coding region runs from base 1 to 1332 and encodes 443 amino acids.